AUGCACAAGAAUGGAAACUUGCAACAGCAAGGACCACCUCCCCCGCAGCCUGAGGUGUCCUGGCAAAACCACUUCACCACUCUGCAGACUGAAGAGGAAAGGCCCAUUACAUCAGGAGAAACGCUGGAGCUGAGUAAGGCAGCCCAGUCUGCUCCCCAUAUAACAACCAGCGCAACUAAGAAACGGCAAUGGGUGAUAGUGGUAGGCAACUCUUCUGAGAGGGAAUCGUAUUACUCGGGGCUGUCAUCACUCACCAAGAACAAUGGACUACUCAAUAUCACCUUUAAAUAUGACAACUGCACGCCUUAUCUGAAUUCUGUGGGAAGACAUGUGAUUGGAGAUGUGCAGAACAUAACCAUCAGUCAGUAUGCAUGUUACGAACAGGUUGCAGUGACGAUACUUUGGACUGCAAAUGCCAUCGGGAUUGAAUACCUGAAAGGAUUUCGAGUAAUACUUGAGGAGUUAAAAUCAGAGGGAAGACAAUGCCAGCAGAUGGUUUUAAAAGAUCCAAAGCAGCUCAGCCCCAGUUUCAAACGAACAGGAGUGGAAUCUCAGCCCUUUGUAAAUCUGAAGUUUGAAACAGAUUACUUUUUAAAGAUUGUUCCUUUUCCUUCUGUUAAAAAUGAAAGUAAUUAUCACCCAUUUUUCUUCCGAACUAGACCAUGUGAAUUGUUGCUACAGCCAGAAAACCUUGUCUGCAAACCUUACUGGAAGCCCAGGAAUUUGAAUGUUACCCAGCAGGGUUUUAACAUGCACGUGUCGUUUGAUCAUGCACCUCACAGCUUUGGGUUUAGAUAUUACUUUCUUCACUACAAACUUAAGCACGAAGGGCAAUUUAAGCAAAAGACCUGCAAACAGGAGCAAAACACAGAUACUACAAGUUGUAUUCUUCAGAAUGUAUCUCCAGGCGAUUAUAUAAUUGAGCUGGUUGAUGACACUAAUACGACAAGGAAAACAAUGCACUAUGCGCUAAAACCAGUACAUUCGCCGUGGGCUGGACCGAUAAGAGCUAUUGCCAUUACAGUCCCUUUAGUUGUCAUUUCAGCAUUUGCAACGCUUUUCACAGUGAUGUGCCGCAAGAAACAGCAAGAAAAUAUAUAUUCCCAUCUAGAUGAGGAGAGCUCAGAAUCUUCAGCAUAUGCUGCAGGUCUCCAUGUGGAAAGACUUCGUCCCCGGCCAAAAGUGUUCAUCUGCUAUUCCAGUAAAGAUUGCCAGAAACACAUUAAUGUCAUCCAAUGCUUUGCCUAUUUUCUUCAGGACUUUUGUGGUUGUGAGGUGGCUCUGGAUUUGUGGGAAGAUCUAAGAAUUUGUAAAGAAGGUCAGAAAGAGUGGCUUAUUAAAAAAAUAAACGAGUCCCAAUUUAUCAUCAUUGUGUGUUCCAAGGGAAUGAAAUACUUUGUUGAAAAAAAGAACUGGAAGCACAGAGGGAUAACCAAAGAUGCAGGAAAAGGAGAACUCUUUCUGUUUGCUGUGUUGACUGUUGCAGAGAAGCUUCGUCAGGCAAAGCAAAAUUCAAAUGACCUCUGCAAAUUCAUUGCAGUCUACUUUGAUUACUCCUGUGAAGGAGACAUCCCUGGUAUUCUGGAUCGAAGUACAAAAUACAAACUCAUGGACAAUCUCCCUCAGCUGUAUUCACAUUUACACUCCAGAGAUGUUAGUGUACAGGAUUCAGAGGUGUUUCCUGUUAACAUUAGUAAAAGGAAUUAUUUCAGGAGCAAAUCUGGGAGGUCCCUUUAUGUUGCCAUUUGCAAUAUGCAUCAGUUCAUUGAUCAGGAACCGGACUGGUUUGAGAAACAAUUUAUUCCCUUGCUUCCACCUUCUUUACAUUACUCAGAGCCUGUCAUGGAAAAAUUUGAUUCGGGCUUGGUUUUAAAUGACUUAGUGAAUAAACAGGUGAUGGAUGGUGAUUUUUACCUGAAAACAGAUGUAAAUAUUAUUUCAUCUGGAAAUUCAGACUCUCACUGUAUAAUUCAGCACUUAAACCUUCGAGAAGAUAUAGAAACUCAGGACAUUCAAGGUGGUGGCAGCUCUGUUCUUCAGCCGUUGUUACAUGUUGUUAAAGCUUCAGAUGUUAAAGAUAUGCCUCGAGAUUCUGGAAUCUAUGAUUCGUCUGUUCCUUCAUCUGAAUUAUCUUUACCUUUAAUGGAAGGACUAUUGACAGACCAAAUUGAAACAUCUUCCAUUACAGGAAGCGUUUCUUCAUCAUCAGGUUUAGGGGAAGAAGAACCGCCUGUAAUCAGUGCUACAAAAUUCUUAGUGCCUGGAAUAUGUAAAGCAGAACUUCAUUGUCAUAUCCAUAAUGAUGAACUGCAGGCAAUUGCUCCUUUGUAAUACAUUACAACAUUUUUAUGCAUUGCCACUUUAUCAACAGCCUCUGUUUGUGCUUUAACUACCACACUGUCUCAGCACUAAAUCUACUUGAAGGAACAAACACUCCCUGAGGAAGAUCUGUGAUUCCGAAGGGAUUUUUUUUAUGGCCAGUAAACUUGAAUCUGUUGGUCUUUUAUAUAAAGUCUUCCAUAAUUUAAAAAAAUGCAGCAUGGAAAAAUAGAUGAGAAUACAUUUCAGAGUUAUUCCUAUUACUAAUUAAAAUGUCAUGAUAUUACACUGUUUACAGAUGCCAUAAUCAAAAUUGACUUUAUUU
Opisthocomus hoazin is the source of this 2644-nucleotide messenger RNA. The record is from RefSeq and is a predicted model, not a curated record. Lineage: Eukaryota; Metazoa; Chordata; Aves; Opisthocomiformes; Opisthocomidae.